Molecule: messenger RNA, 1730 nt
Organism: Chaetura pelagica (chimney swift)
Lineage: Eukaryota; Metazoa; Chordata; Aves; Apodiformes; Apodidae
Gene: SUV39H2
Product: suppressor of variegation 3-9 homolog 2 (Drosophila)
Exons: 7
Coding region: 1-1608 (535 amino acids)
Cellular component (GO): nucleus
Molecular function (GO): zinc ion binding; protein binding; histone H3K9 methyltransferase activity
Source: RefSeq, a predicted model, not a curated record
AUGGGGGUUGGGAAUGAUUUGAAAGAUGUGUUAAUAGGACCUCUGUGGUUCACUUUCAGCGGGGAGGAGGAGGAGGAGGAGGAAGGCUCGUCCCGCGCGGCUGCUGCUCUGGGUCUCAUCCCACCGGCGUUUCCCGGGCUCUGGCAGGAGCCGACACCCUUGCCGUGCCGCUCCGCCGAGUGUCGCGUCCCUUUAAAACCCGCCUCGCUGAGCGGGCACCCGCGAUCCUUCUGGAAGAGUCGCGCUGGAGCUUUUCCUUCCUCACCCAGUCACCGUGGUUGCAUCGCGAGUGCUCCAUGCCCCUUGGCUAACUAUAGAUAUUUGGCGGUCUUAUUAAAGAAUGGAGGUUUCCUUCUCGCCGUGGUCCAGUUACGGGAUGCUUUAAUUGUAGGAAAAUUGCUCGCUUGGUAUGUGCCAUGUCUAGCUUCAAUUGAGACCCUCCAAGAAUUAUGUAGGAAGGAAAAUCUCAGAUGUAAAGCCAUUGGAAUCACCAACAAGAGUCUAAAGAGAUAUGAGGUGGAAUAUUUGUGUGACUACAAGGUAGAAGAGGGCACAAAAUACUAUCUUGUGAAAUGGAAAGGAUGGCCAGAAUCUUCAAAUACUUGGGAACCUCAGAAAAAUCUGAAUUGCCCAUUGCUUCUUCAGAACUUUCUUAGUGACAGGGAUGAAUACCUGUCUCGAUUGAGAGAAGGCAAAGCACUGAAAUUAAGAAACCACCUUAAAGCUUUGAAACCAGCAGUUACAGAUUACAUUGUAAGGAAAGCUAAGCAAAGAAUAGCUCUGAAGAGAUGGAAAGAAGAACUCAACAGGAAAAAGAACCAUAAAGCAAUGAUUCUGGUAGAAAACACUGUGGAUCUUGAAGGCCCUCCUAUAGACUUCUACUACAUUAAUGAGUAUAAACCAGCUCCAGGAAUAAAUGUAUUAAAUGGAAUAAUGACUGGCUGUGAAUGUGCUGACUGCCCGGCUGAAAAGUGCUGUCCGAAGGAGGCUGGAUUUAUUUUGGCUUACAAUAAACGUAAGAAGUUGAAAAUCCAGCCUGGCUUGCCUAUCUAUGAAUGCAAUUCAUUUUGUAGGUGUGGGCCUGACUGCCCUAAUAGGAUAGUACAGAAAGGUACACCAUAUUCUCUUUGCAUCUUCAGAACUAACAAUGGCCGUGGUUGGGGUGUAAAAACCCUCCAGACAAUUAAAACCAACAGUUUUGUGAUGGAGUAUGUUGGAGAGGUGAUUACAAGUGAGGAAGCAGAGAGACGAGGCCAGCUAUAUGACAACCAGGGAAUUACAUACUUGUUUGAUUUGGACUAUGAUUCAGAUGAAUUUACAGUAGAUGCAGCUCGAUAUGGAAAUGUGUCCCACUUUGUGAAUCACAGUUGUGAUCCAAAUCUUCAAGUCUUCAACGUCUUCAUUGAUAACCUCGACUUGCGUCUUCCUCGAAUAGCACUGUUUUCUACACGAACCAUCAAGGCUGGAGAAGAGCUCACUUUUGACUAUCAGAUGAAAGGUUCAAUAGAUCUGACUUCAGACUCUGCUGAUGGUCUUAGCCCAUCCAAAAAGAGGAUCAGAACUGUCUGUAAAUGUGGAGCUGUGUGUUGCAGAGGUUAUCUCAACUGAGUUUCAGUAUCCAAAGUCACAAAUACUUCAUUCUCUUCUAAAUGUGUUUUAAGAAGAAUCUUCUUUCACACAUAUAUUCAAGUGUUCUUACAUCUAAUGUAAAUAAAUACAGUGAAAACAAG